This is a messenger RNA of Marasmius oreades (fairy-ring Marasmius), 1887 nucleotides long. RefSeq lists its product as uncharacterized. NCBI's taxonomy places the organism in Eukaryota, Fungi, Basidiomycota, Agaricomycetes, Agaricales, Marasmiaceae. The record is from RefSeq and is a predicted model, not a curated record. The transcript has 8 exons. The coding region runs from base 1 to 1887 and encodes 628 amino acids. Gene Ontology annotation, molecular function: ATP hydrolysis activity; ATP binding.
AUGGGUCGUGCGAGCGGCAUGUGGGGGGAUUUUAGUUUUGUCCUCGUGCGCAAGAUACCCCAGGAAGAGGGAAAGGAGCCCACAUUCAAGAUCGUCAUCAAGAGCGAGUACCUCCUCAAAGCAUGCAAAGAUGUUAUUGUAUCAUGGCCUGGUGUCUCGUGGAACUCAGACCCCCUUGAGGUCGACCCCGAAAUGUUCCUUACUUUCCUAGAAGAGUUCACGGCAUAUCGUGAUGCCCUCCAGGCCAAGAAACGAUCCCUCAUGGAGACUCACAUCCUCUCCUCCGUCAACCUCCUCCUCAACUUCCUCCACACCGACUUUCAAACCACCAUUCACCGUAUCAACACUCACAAAGCUCAUCGCGAAACAAGCUUUGACCUUCUAUUUGCUAUCCUCGUCCCCCGCACUCUCCUCGUUACAGAAUGCGCUAUAACCGGUCGACCUAGGCUGUUCAAGUUGAUGUCGUGGACUCGGGUGGUAACGAACACGUGUUCGUACUACCAACUGUUCUGCGAAUCGAUGGAUUUGGUGGACCAUCAAGCUACAGCUACCGUGUUACCGGGAAGAGUGCAGACGAUGAUCAUCCUUCCUAGUUUCAAGGGAACAAUCCCUAUGUCCGAGUUGGAUGCGUAUCCCUUGAAAUACCACGCAUACCCGGAGAGGUUGAAAGAGGGCAUCCUCAGAAGAGGCCGUAAAUGGGUUGACAUCAUUGGCGUACAUCAUAUGGAGUUUGAUGGAAUUGCUGCGUUUAGGACGGAACAGCAUAAGAUUCGAAGGCAUGCUGUGACAGGGAGGAUUAUGAUUGACCGUACGACUUUCAAACGGUUUAAUCCCAACUACAAGUACCCCAUUCCCGUCGGUGGAUCAUCCAUAAGAUAUUCACCACCUAUAGUCAACGAAUGGGGGGAUUUUAGGCCGCCUCCGCCUCCGACACCUCCUUACGAAGACGGGCUAGCGAACAGUUUGUUUGCAGGAGACCUGGUCCAAAGAAAAUCUCCAAACGACGGGAAAGACACUCAACAGCCCGACUUGUCGGAGGAGGAACUCCUCCUCACUUCCACUGUCGUCUAUGGGUUCUCGCUCCCGGAUAAACUAUGGCUGGAAUUCGACGUCGAAAAAAUCACCUCAGUCCAGUGGAACCAAGAAGCCUUUGCAAAUCUCGUUCUACCAGACGGCAGGAAACAGAUGCUACAAGCUCUAGUCGAAGCUCAUCAUCAGGAACUUGGAUUUGAUGACUUCAUCAGAGGGAAAGGACAUGGGCUUGUCAUUAACUUGUUCGGUCCGCCUGGCGUUGGUAAAACCUUCUCUGCUGAAGCUACAAGUGAACAUGUAAAGAGACCUCUUUAUCUCGUUGGAGCGGGGGAUCUCGGAACCGACCCUACGAGGUUGGAUGCAGCACUCGAACGCGUAUUUGAAGUGGCAACGGCUUGGAAGGCUAUUGUGCUGAUCGAUGAGGCCGACGUCUUCCUUGAACAACGCUCACUACAUGAUCUAGACCGGAAUGCGAUGGUGGCAGUCUUUCUCCGCCACGUCGAAUACUACCGUGGCAUCCUCUUCCUCACCACCAACCGCGUGAAAGCGUUCGACGAAGCCUUCCUCUCCCGUAUCCACGUAGCACUCCACUUUACAGAUCUACCCAUCGAGUCCAAAAUUAAAAUAUGGACGGCUUUCAUUGCCAAAGUCGGAGCUUCAGAUAUCAUCGGCCCAGACCAAAUCGAGGUGCUGGCGAAACGAGAUGUUAACGGGAGACAGAUCAAGAAUGCAGUUAGGACUGCUAAUUCGUUGGCUGUGGGGCGAGGAGAGAGGUUGGAGUUGAGGCAUUUUAUGGAUACAUUGGAUGCGAUGGAGGAGUUUGAGAGAGAUUUUGAAAGCGUUAGGGCGAAUUGA